Fusarium subglutinans is the source of this 900-nucleotide messenger RNA. RefSeq lists its product as uncharacterized. NCBI's taxonomy places the organism in Eukaryota, Fungi, Ascomycota, Sordariomycetes, Hypocreales, Nectriaceae. The coding region runs from base 1 to 900 and encodes 299 amino acids. The transcript is spliced from 5 exons. The record is from RefSeq and is a predicted model, not a curated record.
AUGGUUAACCGAGGCUUCGGGCCAGAUGAUCGUCGGCAAAAGGACGCGCAGGAUGGCGUGACCCAAGAACAUGCUUCGGCCGAUGUAGAGAUGAUCAACACAGAGUUUGAUCCCACUCAGUUCCCCGACAUACCGCCCAGGUCCCCGUGCCUGUCUUCAGACGCUGCGGCCUUGGAUGUCGGGUCCCGAGCUGUGGAUUCAGGUGCUCAUUUGAGUAUCUCCAAGCCUAGCUUGGACUGCAGCUGGGGUCGCUUCCAGAUCUCCAAAGUCAAGCACCAAGAUACCACGUUCGGCUCGGGAAAGGAAAUCGGGGUGCCAUGGUCAAUUGGGUUGCUCUGGGACUGGAAAGCAGGGUUCAGUGGUCGCGGCACAAGAGUUCUCAAAGUGCAUAUCAAGGUGCAGACAUACUCAGCUCAGGAACCCUUGGCUGACGGAUGUGGUGAACAGGGAACAACUAUUGCCGAAAGCAAUACCGCACGAGAGCUCUCAAAAAUCAACAUGCGCCUCGACCAGCAACGCGAAGAUAUCGACGAGAACAACGCGAUGAUCGCCUAUAUCGGGAACGCCCAGUACACUUUUGAGAGCACCUUGGACAGAUUCGAGGACCAACUUGAUGACCACUGCCUCAACUGCAAUCAAAAGCCAGAAAAGAUUUCUGAUAAUUCUAAUGAAUUGUCUUUCACCGCUCGCGUCAAAGUGGCCCGCAGCCUUCAUCAGAACAAGGGUCAAGAAGGAAUGCGCGAGACGAAUGCGGCACUGGCCUCGGAGAAUGCCAUGCUCAAGGAGCAAGUUGAGAAGCUCACCUCUACUGUGGCCGAUCUGAUGGGUCGAUUUGCCAAGCUUCAGUCCACCGUUCACUGUAAAGAGGCAGAGCGGAAGCUCGGCGAGUUAGAAGUCUAA